Molecule: messenger RNA, 3492 nt
Organism: Megalops cyprinoides (Indo-Pacific tarpon)
Lineage: Eukaryota; Metazoa; Chordata; Actinopteri; Elopiformes; Megalopidae
Product: ephrin type-A receptor 2-like
Exons: 17
Coding region: 73-3024 (983 amino acids)
Biological process (GO): cell surface receptor protein tyrosine kinase signaling pathway; protein phosphorylation; axon guidance
Cellular component (GO): plasma membrane; neuron projection
Molecular function (GO): ATP binding; protein binding; transmembrane-ephrin receptor activity
Source: RefSeq, a predicted model, not a curated record
UGUAUCCACGCUGGAGUAGGACCAGGCUACUCAAGAUUAAAGUAAAGCUAAUAAUUAUAUCGAAAAAAGAAAAUGGAUUCCCGUGGGAUUAAACGCUAUUUGUCUUUGUUUGUAUUUAUUAACCAUGUAUUUAUUAGUCUCCAAACUAAAGAAGAAGUCUUACUGGACAUGAAGGCCUCUGGGAGUGAGCUGGGGUGGUUGACCUGGCCUUACGAGGAAGGGUGGGAGAUUGUCCAGACGGUGGUGAACGGCUCCCUGCUGUACACUUACUCCGUGUGCAAUGUAGCGGAGGGCGAGCAGGACAACUGGGUGCGUACCACCUUCAUCCAGCGCCGGCCGGCCGCCACCCGCGUCUUCGUGGAGCUCCACUUUGUGGCGCGCGACUGCAACUCCUUCGACGGCGCCUCGCUCUCCUGCAAGGAGACCUUCAACCUGUACUACGCCGAGUCCGACGCCGACGUGGGCACCAGCUUCCGCAAGGGCCAGUUCCGCAAGGUGGCCACCAUCGCGCCCGACGAGAUCACGGGCCGCGGCGAGCUCAACGUCAACGUGGAGACGCGGGCGGUGGGGCCGCUCUCGCGCAAGGGCUUCUACCUGGCCUUCCAGGACAUCGGCGCCUGCGUGGCGCUGCUCUCCGUCAGGGUCUACUACAAGACCUGCCCCGCGACAGUGCGCGGACUGGCCUCCUUCCCUGAGACAGUCGCCGGCGGCGGCGACAGCCAGCCGCUGCAGGAGGUGGGCGGGGCCUGCGUGCAGAAUGCCGUCAGCCAGGAACCGCCGCGCAUCUACUGCUCCGCCGAAGGGGAGUGGGCGGUGCAGGUGGGGGAGUGCCAGUGCCGCCCGGGCUACGAGGCUGUCGGCGAUUCCUGCCGAGUGUGUCCGCCUGGGUACUUCAAGGCGUCUGUGUCCAGCAAGCUGUGUGAACCGUGCCCGAAGAACACCAAGGCGUCAUCCUCCGCUGCCCUCUCCUGCCCCUGCCGGGAGGGGUUCUACCGUGCCCCCACCGAUGACCAUACAGUGGCGUGCUCCGCCCCGCCCUCCGCCCCACUGGACCUGACCGCCGCCACGAUGACGGGGGCGGGCAAGCUGGAGCUGUCGUGGAGCCCGCCGGCGGACACGGGCGGCCGCGACGACGUGGAGUACGCCGUGCUGUGCGAGCGUUGUGAGUCGGGGGCCUGUCUGCCCUGUGGGGAGAGGGUGCGGUUCGAACCGGCCCCCACUGGACUGCGCGACACCUGGGUCACCGUCAGCGAGCUGGAGCCCCACCUCAACUACACCUUCACGGUGGAGGCGCGCAACGGGGUGUCCGGGCUCAGCGGCCGGCGGCCUGCCAGCGUCACCCUCACCACCGCCCUGCAGUACACAGAUCCCCCCAAGGUGACGUCGAUGCGCCUGGACGAGAGAGGCGUCAACAGCCUCUCGCUUUCCUGGGCGGUGUCCCGGAGGGCGCUGCCGCACCACAACCACCGCUACGAGCUCAUGUACCGCAAGAAGGAGAACGACAGCGACAAGGAUGUCACCACGUACACGGUCCUGGUCCUGGAGAAAAGCUCGGUCCACAUCAGCGACCUCUCGCCAGGGACCAUCUACGUGUUCCGAGUGCAGGCGCUGAGUCCAGAGGGGAACCCGGGCAGCUACAGCAUGGAGCACGAGUUCGAGACACUGCCUGAGUUGGAGGCGCAGGUCCAGACCAACACGCCCAUCAUCAUGGGGGCCGUGGUGGGGGGAGGAGUCAUGCUGAUCAUCGUCGCCGUGAUCCUGCUGCUCCACAGACGGAGAAGGAACCCUCACGCCAGGCAAGGCCCAGAGGACACCUAUUUCUCCAGUGCAGAGCAACUGAAGCCCCUGAAGACCUACGUUGACCCCCACACGUAUGAGGACCCCAACAUGGCCAUCCUCAAAUUUGCCAGCGAGAUCCACCCCAGCCACGUCGCCAAGCAGAAGGUCAUCGGGGCUGGCGAGUUCGGGGAGGUGUACCGCGGCGUGCUGAAGGUGCCGGGCCGCAAGGAGGUGGCGGUGGCCGUCAAGACGCUGAAGCCCGGCUACACAGAGAAGCAGAGGCAGGACUUCCUGAGCGAGGCCAGCAUCAUGGGCCAGUUCUCCCACCAGAACAUCAUCCGCCUGGAGGGAGUCGUCACCAAGUUUAAAAAUGCCAUGAUCAUCACAGAGUACAUGGAGAAUGGGGCCCUGGACAGCUACUUACGGGAUCGCGAUGGGGAGAUGAGCUCCUACCAGCUGGUGGGCAUGCUGAGGGGCAUUGCGGCGGGCAUGAAGUACCUCUCGGACAUGAACUACGUCCACCGUGACCUGGCCGCCCGAAACAUCCUGGUCAACAGCAACCUGGAGUGCAAGGUGUCCGACUUCGGCCUGUCCCGUGUGCUGGAGGACGACCCUGAGGGAACCUACACCACCAGCGGAGGCAAGAUCCCCAUCCGCUGGACGGCCCCUGAGGCCAUCGCCUACAGGAAGUUCACCUCGGCCAGCGACGUCUGGAGCUUCGGCAUCGUCAUGUGGGAGGUCAUGGCCUUCGGAGAGCGGCCCUACUGGGACAUGAGCAACCACGAGGUGAUGAAGGCCAUCAAUGAGGCGUUCCGGCUGCCAGCCCCCAUGGACUGCCCGUCGGCCGUGUACCAGCUGAUGCUGCAGUGCUGGCUGCAGGACCGCUCCAAGCGGCCGCGCUUCACUGACAUCGUCAGCCUGCUGGACAAGCUGCUCCGGAGCCCCGAGUCCCUCAAGACCAUCGCCGACUUCGACCCCCGCGUGUCCAUCCGCCUGCCCAGCACCAGCGGGUGCGACGGCUCCCCCUUCAGGUCGGUGUCGGAGUGGCUGGAGUCCAUCAAGAUGAGCCAGUACAGCGAGCACUUCGCCCUCGCCGGCAUCACCAGCAUGGAGCAGGUGCUGCAGAUGAAGAACGAGGACAUCCGGAACAUUGGGGUGCGGCUACCAGGCCACAUGAAGAGAAUUGCCUACAGCAUCCUGGGCCUGAAAGACCAGACCAGCACACUCAGCGUUUUUGCCGUGUGACCCAAAACCCACUGGACCUCCAGAACCAAGCUCUCGCACUGAAUCGGGCUGACCGGAUGGACUGCAAGCUGGACUGAGGUGGACCGGGGGCCUGUCGAGGUUCGCUCUCAUCCAGCCAAAAGAGGGGGAAAAAAAGAACAACAAAAACUCUGACCGCAGCCUCGCGGAGGGGGCCCCACCCACCAACCAGAAUGGACUCUGAUCUCAUUGGAGACUUCUAGCUGACUCACUGUACUUAUCCAAUAGCGAAGAGGAGAUUUUAAACAGCUGAAAAAGGGAGAAAAAAGCUUUAUAUAUCAGACUUUUUAUAUGUAACUGACUAUAUUUGCUAUAUGUACCUUUUUGUAGCGGUUGUACAGUUUCGCAAGACGUUUUUUAAGUUUGUAUUUUUAAGACUGAUGUUUAGCAUGGGCUUGAUUUGCCGAAUGCCAAGUAAAAAGAAAAAAAAAAAAAGAAAAAAAUCUGAAA